AUGGCCACCGCAGAAUACAUCGGAGCGCUCAUCUCGCUCAUCUCAAAGUCCGACAUCCGCUACCAAGGCCUUCUCGCCUCCAUCAAUCCAGGUGAUGCGACCAUCGCACUGCAGAACGUCCGAUCAUGGGGCACGGAAGGCCGAGUAGCCGCGCAAGGUCGCCAGCAGGAGGAGAUUCCACCCAGCGACCAUGUCUACGACUACAUCAUGUUCCGCGCCGCCGACGUCAAGGAUCUCAAGAUCGACGAUCCCAAUCCACCCAAGCAGCAACAAGCUCCUCCUCAGCCUGCCCUCAAUGAUCCUGCCAUCCUCAACUCUUCAGCACAAGGUCCUGGCGGAUACGGACCUCCUGCAGGCAUGUACGGCAACACGCCCACACCUCCCUUCGGUGCGGUUCCCUUCCCUGGUGCGCCUGGCUUCGGACCACCUCCACCGCAGUUCAACGGCGGACCUGGCGCUCCUCCGCAGCACUCGCCCGCACCGCCUUCACAGAACAAAGCGGCACCAGCACCCGCCGCCAAGCCUGCAUCAACCCCGGCCGAGCAGCCACCAGCCUCGUCCGCCACGAACGAACAGUCGAGCGCCGACAAGGUUCUGGAAGAAAUGUCCAGACUGAGCGUCUCCAAGUCUGCGCAACCCGCAUCUUCACCCGCCCUCCCGGCUGGGCCACACGGCCUUCCGGCGAUUCCACACGCCGCCGCUGCGGCCGCCAAAGCUGCUGCGCACACCGAGCGUCGGACUGGCAGCGGUGCUGGUGGAGCAGCUGGUGGCUCCCGCGGUCACACCAACCGACGUGGUAACGAUGUGAGCGGCCCAAGCAUGCCCAACCGGGAAUUCGACUUUGAAUCGGCCAACGCCAAGUUUCAGAAGCGCAAGGAGGACGAGCCCGCCGAAGCUGUCGCUCCAACCAACGGCGGCUUGCUGGACUCCAUCCCUCCACCAUCGAGUGAAAGCCCGGGGAGCUUCUACGACAAGAAAUCCGGCUUCUUCGACAACAUCUCGAGCGAAGUCAAGGAGCGGUAUGAGGGUGCCAACAGGGAGGAGAAUGUGGGCGGGAAUGGGUUCUUUGAUGUUCCGGGUGGGAGGGGGAGGGGUGGACGGGGUGGUGGUGGCAGGGGCAGGGGGAGGGCGAAUAGGCAGGCCGAGGAGAUGAAGAACAUGCAGACGUUUGGCGAUUCUGGUGCGAAUGUGGGUGGUGGUGGGAGGGGUGGUAGGGGGAGGGGGAGGGGUGGAAGAGGUGGACGGGGAAGGGGCGGUCCGAGAGGUGGAGGACAGGGUGGUGGGGCAAAUGGGUUCGCUAAUACGGGGCCGAUGAGGAUGAGUUGA
Kalmanozyma brasiliensis GHG001 is the source of this 1326-nucleotide messenger RNA. Its product is annotated as Lsm14 N-terminal. The coding region runs from base 1 to 1326 and encodes 441 amino acids. The record is from RefSeq and is a predicted model, not a curated record. Gene Ontology annotation, molecular function: mRNA binding. NCBI's taxonomy places the organism in Eukaryota, Fungi, Basidiomycota, Ustilaginomycetes, Ustilaginales. Gene Ontology annotation, biological process: cytoplasmic stress granule assembly; P-body assembly. Gene Ontology annotation, cellular component: P-body. The transcript is spliced from 2 exons.